UAUCUACCACAUGUUUGAUCUGUUGGUACCGCUGGCUGUCUACCUACAUAUAACAAAUCUUCCUUCCUUUCUCAUCCGGCCCGGCUGUGGCCAGCUCACGAAAGCCCUGAAUUGCAGGCUUUCUAUCAUCGUAAGAAUUGCCGCUCUUGGAGAGAAUAUGGAAGCGUGUAAUACUCACGUGUGUCGUGAAAAUUUCCUAAAAUAUCCAAGUCUGGGAGAGCCCUACGCUUCGACGACUGCUGGCAUUGCACUCCGCCACACCAAUUCACAACCUACGUAUACUGCCAACCACAAACGGCCUCUGCUGAAGGCUCAUAUUUCAAGAUCGCCGCAAGUCAGCCCACGGCACGUUCGCAAAAGGCAAACUACCAUAUGGAAAGGACCACAUCAGGUCCACCGCUUCGCUAACGAGGUUGGGGAGUCAAUUGUUCUAGUCAAGAUUUCAAACACUACCUAGUGCCUGCCACGAUGUCGACCCUGAAAGACACGGUAAUCCUCUUUACCGCCUUUCUGUUCUUAUCUCCGGCAAUUAUGCUCCUCCGGCUCUUCGUCGUGUAUCUACGGGAUGACAAAGGGUUUCGAAAGUAUCCUACCCAAAAUUGGGCUUCAGGGCUGACGCCCCUCGCCUAUGGAUGGGAAUGUAGCCGUACGCAAAAGGACAUCCAUAGCAAGCGCCUACACGAGGCACUCAAAACAAAUCCAGUGCUGCGUAUCGCGCCGAACUGGCUGGCGUUUGGUCGUUCGCAAGCUGUCAAGGAUAUCUAUGGGUAUACCUCGAGAUGCCGCAAGGCUGCCACUUACGAUCUCCUCUCCCAAACAGGCGCCAAUCUCAACAAUAUCAGUGACAAGGCUUUCCACUCGGCACGGCGCCGCAUGGUGGCUUCAGCUUACGCGCCAAAGCACGCCGACGUCUGGGAGCCCAAGGUUGCCGACUCGAUCACGGCUCUCAUGGCCCAAAUAGAUAUACGAUGUACCGGCCCGCGAGGUCAGGACCUAUUUGACGCCGUUCAUUGGAUCUUUCUCUUCUCGGUCGAGAGUGUCAUCAAGGUCAUGCUCAGCAAGGACGUGUUGUUUCUCCGUAGUGGAACCGACUAUAUCUAUUUCAAGGAUGCAGACGGAAAAGAUCAGGCAGUACGGUCCAUCCACAAUGUGCAUGCGUCACAGCGAGCUGCAGCAGCGGUCAUCUGUAUGUUAAUACGGUUCUUGGUUCCCUGCAUGGCCAAAGAUGGUGUUCGCUAACCUGGAGCAGGGGACGUAAAGAGAUUCCCUCUUUGGCAACGCUUGACUGGUUGGGUUUCAAGAACGUAUGCAGACAACUGGCAGAGUGGGGGAAAAUUCCAUGAUGCAAUGGAAGCGCUUACGAAAGAGCGUAUCCAGCGUCACGCCAAGGGCGAGGAGCUUAACGACCUGUUUCA
Messenger RNA from Xylaria bambusicola, 1415 nucleotides. RefSeq lists its product as uncharacterized. The record is from RefSeq and is a predicted model, not a curated record. Gene Ontology annotation, molecular function: heme binding; monooxygenase activity; oxidoreductase activity, acting on paired donors, with incorporation or reduction of molecular oxygen. The coding region runs from base 469 to 1239 and encodes 256 amino acids. The transcript has 2 exons. Lineage: Eukaryota; Fungi; Ascomycota; Sordariomycetes; Xylariales; Xylariaceae.